Messenger RNA from Drosophila novamexicana, 793 nucleotides. RefSeq names its product transmembrane protein 126A. The record is from RefSeq and is a predicted model, not a curated record. Bases 81 to 752 code for a protein of 223 amino acids. Lineage: Eukaryota; Metazoa; Arthropoda; Insecta; Diptera; Drosophilidae. Gene Ontology annotation, biological process: mitochondrial respiratory chain complex I assembly. Gene Ontology annotation, cellular component: mitochondrion. The transcript is spliced from 2 exons.
CACCGCAUUGGCGCUCAGCUGUUUUUUCUAUUGAUACUCGUGCCGCUGAUGUGCAUUUUAUUUUGAUUAUUAAUUAAAGUAUGGCCUUAUCGCGCGGCAAGCCCGAUCAACUACCAGCCGAUGCAGUUGUCAUAACGGAAGAUCAGGCUCUGCAAUAUCAGUGGAAGAUCAUAACAUCCUGGGACAAGCUUGGAGAUGUCUGGUCAUUGCGGUAUACGCCCGGCAUACUCAGCGCCUUAGCGGCAGCUACGGGCGCCUACGUUAAUAACCAUUACCGCACACGUCUGCGUCUGGGCGCAAAUGGUCGCUUCUCCAGCUACUUGCCCAUUGUGGCUGUGCCUGCGAUAUUCACAAUGUUGAGUCACAAAUUCUUUAUACAGCGCCCAUUACUACUGAAUCCUCUAGCCGAGUGUCCUGUGUGCACGCAAGUGCGCAGUGCCGCCUUCCAAACAGCUUUAGGUGUUGUCUAUCCCACGAUACUGGCACCAUUUGCUGCAUUCAUGUUUGCGACCAGAUGCUAUACCUACCGAUUGCCUUCUAUAACGGAAAGUCCCAGAGAGGUUUUAAUGCUGUAUCAUAAGUUUACGCGUCCAAUUAUACCCGCUCUUAGCACAAUAAUUGUCAUACAGGCAUUUUUGACCAUGUAUCUGACCGGCAAAGAGGAGAAACAAAACUUUAGCUUAUUGUUGCGAAUGAAGGAAAUCGAACACGAGCUGGAGGCAAGGCAUAUGCCACCGCGAUUGGAUUAUUAACAAUAAAUGUACAAAUACGUUAACUGAUUAAAUUGUUAUUU